This is a messenger RNA of Xiphophorus couchianus (Monterrey platyfish), 2298 nucleotides long. Its product is annotated as sodium channel protein type 4 subunit alpha B-like. The record is from RefSeq and is a predicted model, not a curated record. NCBI's taxonomy places the organism in Eukaryota, Metazoa, Chordata, Actinopteri, Cyprinodontiformes, Poeciliidae. Gene Ontology annotation, molecular function: voltage-gated sodium channel activity. Bases 25 to 1785 code for a protein of 586 amino acids. The transcript is spliced from 9 exons. Gene Ontology annotation, cellular component: plasma membrane; voltage-gated sodium channel complex. Gene Ontology annotation, biological process: sodium ion transmembrane transport; neuronal action potential; membrane depolarization during action potential.
UCCGUGCAGGCGGUGCUUCGGGUCAUGGUGGCCACCGCGCCCUCCAUGUGCAACUCUCUGCUGGUCGUUCUGUUUGUCUGGCUGAUCUUCAGCAUCCUGGGAGUGAACUUGUUUGCAGGAAGGUUCGCUUACUGUUCCAACCACACAGACGGCAUAAUCUUUGAAGUGAACAACAAGACGCAGUGUUAUGAGCUCAAUGACAGCAGCCCCACAGAAGUCUACUGGAAAUACACUAAGUUUAACUUUGACCAUGUGGGGAUGGGUUUACUUUCGCUCCUGAUCAUGGCCACAUCAGCAGACUGGAAAGAAAUCAUCUACUCCGCUGUGGACUCCACAGAGGUGGACAGUCAGCCCGUAUAUGAGUCCAGACCGGUCAUGUACCUGUACUUUGUCCUUUUCAUCAUUUUUGGCUGCUUCUUCAGCGCCAACCUCUUCAUCAGGUUCUUUGUCGACGCUCUCCAUCAGCUGAGCAACAAGGCUGGAGGUAAACAUGUUUUCAUGACGGAGGAGCAGCUGAAGUUUCACGGCACCGUCAGGAAGAUGUUCCCCAAGUCACCUGAGAAAGCUGCUCCACGCCCAACGAACCGGUUUCAGGCUCGGCUCUUCAACCUGGUGACCGCUCCGCUGUUUGAGAUCCUGGUGGUGGUGCUGAUCUGUGUGAACGUGGUAGUGAUGAUGAUGGAGUCAGACGAUCUGUCUGAGCAAGGCCAAGAGGUUUUGAUGUGGUUUUUGUACAUCUUCUUAAUUCUCUACUGCAUCGAGUUCUUCCUGAAGAUCACUGCUCUCAGACGGCACUACUUCUGCUUCGGCCUGAACAUCCUGGACUUUGUAGUCCUCAUCUUUAUGAUCUUAGGCUUGUUCAUCAGUGAUUUGUUGGCGCACUAUUUUGUCAGCCCGGCUGCCUUGUUUCUUCUACGGUUGGCUCGCAUCAGCAGAGUCCUCCCAUUCUUCCGUUUGGGUAGAAGGAUACAGAUGCUGCUCACUGGCUUCAUGAUGUCUCUUCCUGCCCUCAUGAACAUCGGGCUCCUCUUCCUCCUUGUGGUAUACACCUAUUCCUUCAUUGGGACGCGUAUUCUUUACAUGAUCAACUUUGGGACAAUUGGGGACAGCAUGAUCAGUAUGAUUCUCUUCAGCCUGUCCCCUACCUGGUCCUUUCUGGUGAGGAAUAGCACGACAUAUUCUCCACCCACAGUCAUCCCACUCGGGUACUGGGCCAACCUACCGGCAGGCGUCGUCUUCUUCUGCUCCUACGUCCUGCUGCACCUCCUGCUGGUGGUCCACCUCUUCAUUGCUGUCAUCCUGGAGAGUUUCAACAGCAGGGAAGCAGAAGACGCCGUUCUUCUGCAGAUGUUUUACAACACCUGGAGAAAGUUUGAUCCUGAAGCCUCACAGGUCAUACAGUACAGUGAGCUGUCAGAUUUUUGCGAUGCGCUCCAGGAUCCGCUGAGGAUUCCUAAGCCAAACAACAUCCGGCUGAUCAACAUGAAUCUGCCUCUGCUCCCGGGAGACCAGAUCUGCUGCCUGGAUGUCCUGAAAGCACUCAUGACUCAGACAUUUGGUGAAGAGAAAGAAAUGGAAUCUCUUAAAGACCAGCUGGAGAAGAAAUUUACCGGAAACAAUAGAAAACAGGUGUCUCAUGAACCAAUCAGCAGCACCCUGCAGAGGAAACAGGAAGAGGUAGCAGCAGCAGUGAUCCAGAGAGCGUUCCGGAAGCACCGGGCGCAGAAUGGAGCUCCAGACCAGCCUGAGGACAAAACCACAGGCGUGUCGGCGUCUUCCCAAUGAGCACUUGACGACUUCUCCUGUCCGAGAAAUGUUUGGAGAGAAACUUCCCAACUGGGAUGGUCGUCCUCUGUGGUGUUGUCCUGAUGGAAGUCUCCCUGUUCCAGUUUCUACUAAUGCUGUUAUCGGGAAAGUGUGACAUUUUCCACCUCUCCAUCUGGGUUUACUUCGAUUAGCUCACAUCAUGCUUCCCUCACAACAGGAAGUGAAAAUACUUCUCAUGUAAUCUUAUGUUUUUCUAACACAUUCUGGGCCUAAAAGUGACCUUUUGUCAGUAACUAACAGACUAACUCACAUCUAAUGAUCAGCUGAUCUGAACACAAACCAGCUACCAGCAGAACCUCUGGAGGCAGAGUUACUGAUCUUACAAAAGCAAGAGCUAGAGUUAAACACAUUAAGCUUCAUACCUGAACAUUACAAAAAAUACAUAUUUACCAAACUGCUAGGACUUUUACUACAUUAUGCUUCUGUUUAGUUUAUAAAAACAGAAAGUAAUAAACAUGAAUAUGAAACUAU